AUGGAGACUACAAGCUUGGCCAAAGGCCAUCAGAGAACAGUGGUUCAGAACAGUAUAGUUGUACUUCUGAGUUCAAAGAUCUUUCUUAGCACUUCCAAACUAGGAUUCAGAAGUCCUCACGCUACCAGGUGGAAAACUCCCAGCUUUGCAGAAGGACCAGGGCAAGGAAAACACUCGGCAAGGGUGCUGGCUAUCACCACUGCUGGUCCCCCACCGACUUCACAGCCGAGACGCAGUGUCCCUGGCCACUCCAAACUCCUCCACUCUUCCGACCCUCCAGAUCCGGGUGGGCAACAGACUCCGGAGAGGUCACCUAGAAACUCUCUAGGGGGCGGGUGCGAACGCUGCCCCCGGGGUGCGUUGCAGGCGCGGGAGCCGCUCGCACUGCUCCCGCCGUGCCCAGCUCUCCUCGUGCCCCGCAAGUCCAAGUGCCGGAGUUCCCAGGGCCUCGGUCCGCUGCCGGGCGGCGGGAGCGCGGCGCCGGCCGAGUGGCCCCGCGGCCCACCCGGGCGGCAGCUCCUCCCCGCACAGCCCGCCUGGGCCGAGCGGGACCCACCCGCGGCUCAGCGGCUCCCCCAGCCCCGGGGCCGGCUGUGCCCCCCUCCUCCGCCGCGGGCCGCUCGCUCCGCCCGGGGGGAGACAAUGGGCACGAUGACUUCACCCUCCAGCAAUGUACGGACCAGCGGGGGACGCCGCCGACUUCCCCCCGGCCGCCGGGACACCCCCGGGCCGCGGCUCCCGGGCCCUCUCCCACCCGGGCUCGGGCCCCCGCCCAGAGGCGGCUCCGGCUCGGAGGCUCCGCUCCACCCCUCACCCGCCGCCACGCUCAGGGCGGCGGCCGCCGGCGGAGGCCCGAGCUGGGGGACGCCGCCACCGCCGGGCCCUUCGGCGCCGCCCGCCCCGCCGCCCACCCACCCCCGGUACCUGCGAGUCGGCGGGAGGAAGCGGCGCCACUCCGCCCGCCCGAGCACGGCGCCGCGUAGGAAGCGCCUUAGUCUGUGUGUGUGUGCCUGUAUCGGAGAGUUUAAUCAUUCAUACUAUCUCAUGUCAUCUCGGAAUUCUCUGGAACUGGAGUUAAUCCUGUGCUUACAACUGGUGGUUCUUCCAUUAAGCUGGAUUUGCAAUGUUAAAGGCUUGCAGCUCUCUCUCCGUCUUCCUGGUAAUGCUGAGAAAUGUACUCCUGGUCAGCACUUGCCAUCAUGUUAUGAACUCCAGAGCAUGAACUCCUCUGAAGCUGCCCAGUCAUUGCUCCAGAAAGUGCCUGCAGGGCCCCUUCUUUCAGUCAACAGCUUGUCAGAAAGCAUCAAUAGUAACACUGAAGGAGUUUGAUAUGUUACCUUCAUCCUUAUUAGCCAUUAUUGAUCCAAAGGAAGGAGAAGCAUAUUGUAUUGGAUGGAUACUGGGGCUCCUGAGCACAGACUGUCUAUAUUGAAACUGAUCGGAUAUUUGAGCUUUGAUAACUUUGUAGAUAAAGGUUCCAAGACAUUGUUAAAGAGAGGAUACAGCCUGUGGUGGAUACAAGCCUGAGAGUUCCUCCAGAAGUUGGUUACAGCAUGGUGCUAAUAACGCAAAGUUGCAGGUUCAAUCCCAGUAUGGGCUAUUUUUGUAAGAGCUGGACUUGAUGAUUGUUGUGGGUCCCUUCCAACUCAGAAUAUUCUGUGAUUCUGUGAUCUCCUCUAGGGAGAAUUCACAGUGAAGAAAAUGACAAACUUAAAGAUAAAAGCAUUCCAGCUCAUCUUCCAAAAACAAGACCACAUACCAAAAUGUUAUAAUCCACUCAUGCACAUUUUAAAAAGCUCAAGAUAAUUUCCAUCCAAAAGCUUGAGAAGAAUAAACCAUCCAUCUGGGCCUUAAAUAGUUACAAAGGUACAAAAUGUAUAAGAAUGUGAUAGGGUUGUUUUGCAAAUGAGAAAUUCUGAAACUUCAAAAGUUAAACAUCUUUAAUAAGACCACCUUCUCCAAUGCUGAACACUGGAUAAUCUAGAAAUACAAUUAAGAAACUCAAAUAUCUUGAACUCUGCCUUGCUCCUGACUGUAUCACAUCGAUUUUUUUUCUCUGGUGAAGACCCUGAGAUAACAGAAACGUGAAAGAAGGCCACAGGAGAGAACAACUGUGUGGAACAUCAGCCCCUGAUGACAAUUAUCACAGUGGCAGAGCUGACUGUGGAAAUGUAAGGUUCCAUGGCAGCUGGGUGCCUGACCCUGUCUUCAAGCUGUGAAAAGCUCAUGUGCUUAACUGUGGGGAUCAGACUUCUUAGGUCUAUUGCCACAAGCUUGUCAGAAAUACUGGUCUUAUUACUACAUGAUAAAACUAUUUUUUAAGGCUAAUAGUUUAACAACUAACACCCCUCUGGCAAAUUGUGCAUAACCUCUCACAUACAAUGUCUUUCUAAACCUGAAGAUUUAUUAAAAGAGAACAAGAACUGAAAAUAUCAGGGUGAUGGAAAGAAACUGAAACCCCUUUAACUCAGUCUGAAUGUGUCAGGCAGCACAUUUUCUGUCACCAGCCAUAGCAGGCAGAUCUGGGCAGGCCCCUUUUGUGGCCGUGCACUGAAUGCUGAGUGUAUAAACACAAGAUAAGAACGGCUCCAAACCCGGCCGGCUGCGUCACUGCCUGCUGCUGGCAUCUUUCACUUCCAGCAGGCAGAGGAGAGCAGAAGGGCAAAGGAUGGGAGCCCGCUACUAAGUGGGACUGUGAGGCUGGGACAGGGACCUGUAUUGAACUCUUGAAGACAAAAGGCUUUCCUGUACAUGAAGAGCAUUUUAAAAGCUCCCUCUCAUGGCCUGAGAGUUCACAGGCUUGGUAAACAGGCUUUGGUAAAGCUAUUUAAAAACUUUCCUUGCUUGAUUUGAACACAGUGGCCCUGUUCAGGAAAGUGAUAUUUUUCUCUGGAGAUACAUCCUGUCUUGGAUGUGGUGAAGCAUUUAUUGAGAAAAAGUUUUGUCAGGAGUCUAGCAGGGACAUCUUCCCCCUCCACACUUACCCUUUGCAGAGCUACUAUUCCAGGAUAGAGCAUGCUGUGUCAGGGAAAGCAGAGGAAGGCUAACAUUUUCUGUCCUGAAGUUUAGGGCACUUUUUCUAGAUGAAAGAGCUUCAGGCUACUAUUUGAUUACCUGACGGACAGCUAAACUUUUCUCAUGUCCUUUCAGAGAAACAAAAAACAAAAUUUAAAAAGGCCUUGGUGUUGACUUACUAAAACAAUUUAAAAAAUUCUAAAAUCUAAACUGUUUUUGUGGGGUGGCAUGAGCUUUUCAUUUCACAUCCCUCUCAACCAGUAAGUUUCAUAUCAGAAGCAAUAAGUUCAGUGGGACUGAACUCUCCCUCAGCAGCCUUUCCUCUUAGAAUUGGGGUCAUUUACAUUGGAAGACAUUGUGGGAAGUCAUGUUGUCCCUCCUUCCAUUAUAGGUUAGUCCAGCAAGAUCAGAUGGCUCAGUACCUUGUAAGUCAAGUUCUGAAUGUCUGCUGGGAUGGAAGUGACACAGCUUCUCUGGGCAGCCUGUUCUGGUGCUGAACUACCUUCAUGGUGAAAAUUAUUUUCCUGACAUUGGAAUGAAUUUCCUGUGCUGCAGUUUGUGCCCAUUGCCUUUUAUCCUGUCAGGGUGCACCACAUAGAAGAGUCUGACUCCAGUUACUGAGUAGUGAAGGGCAAAAACAUCUCCCUUGGCCUUCUCAUCAUGGGACUGGACCAAACCACCUCUGGCUGCCUCUUUUCAAACAUCACCAUCUGGGUGACCCUCUGCUGGUCUUCCUCCAGUUUGUCAGUGAACUUCUUCAACUGGGGAACCCCAGAAUGAACACAGUACUCCAGCUGGGGUUUCACAAGUGCAGAACACCAGAGCGGAAUGACUGCUUUUGACCUGUUGGCUAUACUCUUGCUAGCACACCCCAACACAUGGUUGGUCUUUGCCACAGUGGCAUAUUGCUGCCACACAUCUGGCUUGAGGCACACCGGGGAACCCAAGUCCUUUUCUAUAAAGUUGCUUCUUAGACAAUUGGUCUGAGAUGUUGCAUAAGCCUAUUCCAUCCCAUGUUCAGGACUUGGCAUUUGCCUUUAUUGAAUGUCAUGAAACUCCUGUCAGUCCAUUCCUCCCACUGUCAGGGUCCCUGUAAACAGCAGCCCUGCCCUCCAGCAUAUCAAACACAUCCCUGCAAUUUGAUAUUAUCCACAAGUUCUACUUGUUAGUACACAACUAAAAAGUGUUGGCUCCUGUACCGGUCCCCGGGGGACACCUGCCACCAGAUGGAUUUUGUAGUGCUGAUUCCAACCUUUUGAAUCAGGCAGUCCAGACAAUUUUCCAUCCAUUGUAUUGCCACUUCCCCAGUCCAUAUCUGAGCUUUUUACAAAGACAUAGUGAAAAUUUUGGAUGUCUGUAAGAUGUUUGAGAGUUGCA
Messenger RNA from Chiroxiphia lanceolata (lance-tailed manakin), 4392 nucleotides. Its product is annotated as basic proline-rich protein-like. The transcript is spliced from 6 exons. Lineage: Eukaryota; Metazoa; Chordata; Aves; Passeriformes; Pipridae. The record is from RefSeq and is a predicted model, not a curated record. The coding region runs from base 1 to 1329 and encodes 442 amino acids.